Ipomoea nil (Japanese morning glory) is the source of this 846-nucleotide messenger RNA. Its product is annotated as 60S ribosomal protein L18-2. The coding region runs from base 124 to 687 and encodes 187 amino acids. The transcript has 5 exons. The record is from RefSeq and is a predicted model, not a curated record. Lineage: Eukaryota; Viridiplantae; Streptophyta; Magnoliopsida; Solanales; Convolvulaceae. Gene Ontology annotation, biological process: translation. Gene Ontology annotation, molecular function: structural constituent of ribosome; RNA binding. Gene Ontology annotation, cellular component: ribosome; cytosolic large ribosomal subunit.
ACUCUAAAAACCCUAGUUUCGUCUCAUUUUCGGUGUAAGUAUAGCAGAGCCGAUCAUCCCCAGUCGCUCUCCCCAUUCCCCCUCCCCCUUUCCCCGAAGCCACCACUCCAGCGGCGCUCCACCAUGGGUAUCGAUCUGAAAGCCGGAGGUAAGAGCAAGCAGACGAAGCGCACAGCUCCCAAGUCCGACGAUGUUUACUUGAAGCUUCUCGUGAAGCUUUACCGAUUUUUGGUGAGGAGGACCGGAAGCAAGUUCAACGCUGUGAUUCUGAAGCGUCUGUUUAUGAGCAAGACCAACAAGCCUCCACUGUCUCUCUCAAGGCUGAUCUCUUUCACGUCUGGAAAGGAGGACAAGAUUGCUGUCCUGGUGGGUACUAUCACGGAUGAUGUGAGAGCCUACGAGGUCCCAGCAUUGAAGGUCUGUGCUCUGAGGUUCACCAAAACCGCAAGGGCUAGGAUUGAGAAGGCUGGUGGUGAAUGCUUGACGUUUGAUCAGCUUGCUCUUCGGGCUCCUUUGGGACAGAACACGGUUCUGCUCAGAGGUCCAAAGAAUUCGCGUGAAGCAGUUAAGCACUUUGGUCCAGCUCCUGGUGUUCCACACAGUCACACCAAGCCAUAUGUGCGCGCCAAGGGAAGAAAGUUUGAGAGGGCAAGAGGCAAGAGAAAUAGCAGAGGAUACAAGGUUUAAGUUCAUUUUCAUACUUGACAAUGGGAAGUAUCAUUUGUGUUGUGGUAUUCAAAUUUUGCAAGACUGUAGUAUGCAGUUACGAGUUUCAGUACUGUUUUGGUUUUGCCGCUGGUACUUUUAACUUUAAAUGGAAGGUUUCUCCAUUAAUGUCUUAGUUAA